Messenger RNA from Manis pentadactyla (Chinese pangolin), 4217 nucleotides. RefSeq names its product ATPase phospholipid transporting 9B (putative) (gene ATP9B). Gene Ontology annotation, cellular component: trans-Golgi network; endosome; plasma membrane. The transcript has 30 exons. Gene Ontology annotation, biological process: phospholipid translocation; retrograde vesicle-mediated transport, Golgi to endoplasmic reticulum; endocytosis. Lineage: Eukaryota; Metazoa; Chordata; Mammalia; Pholidota; Manidae. The coding region runs from base 16 to 3882 and encodes 1288 amino acids. Gene Ontology annotation, molecular function: ATP hydrolysis activity; ATP binding; magnesium ion binding. The record is from RefSeq and is a predicted model, not a curated record.
GCGCGGAGUAGGCGCAUGCGCAGGCGCAUCCCUCCCGGGGCCUCCAGCCGCACUACCUCCGAUCACGCGCGUGACGCCAUCUGGCUCCGACGCGCCGGAGGCGGGGGCCUCCGAACGCUGCCACCGCCCGUGCAGUCCUUCGGCGCGUGCUGUUGUCGUACGGCCCCGACGCGCGGUGACGCCAUCGGGCCCCGACAUACGGCGGGCGGGAGGGGCGCGCGGGCGGCGCGUCGGCCGCCUGGGAGCCGUGGAGAGAGGGCGGGGAAAGGCGGUGGACUGAGAGGGAACCCGGCGGGGCGGAAAGGUGGCGGCCGGAACAUGGCACACCAGAUCCCUCUGUACCCGGUGCGCGGCGCGGCGGCCAGCCGCAAGCGCGCGGCCUACUACAGCGCGGCGGGUCCCGGGCCGGGGGCCGAGUGGCCCAGCAGGUACCAGCUGGAAGGUGAGUCUGCCCCUCUGGAUGAGAUGCCACUGAUGAUGUCGGAAGAAGGCUUUGAGGAUGAUGAAAGUGACUACCACACGUUACCCCGAGCCAGGGUCACUCGCAGGAGACGAGGACUGGAGUGGUUGGUUUGUGGAGGAUGGAAGCUCCUGUGCACCAGUUGCUGUGAUUGGCUGGUGAAUAUUUGUCAAAGAAAGAGGGAACUGAAGGCGCGCACAGUGUGGCUCGGACAUCCCGAAAAGUGUGAAGAAAAACAUCCCAGAAAUUCUAUAAAAAAUCAAAAAUACAAUACAUUUACCUUUAUACCUGGGGUUUUAUAUGAACAAUUCAAGUUUUUCUUGAAUCUCUAUUUUCUGGUAGUAUCCUGCUCACAGUUUGUACCAGCAUUGAAAAUAGGCUAUCUCUACACCUACUGGGCUCCUCUGGGAUUCGUCUUGGCUGUUACUAUCACAAGGGAAGCAAUUGAUGAAUUUCGGCGUUUUCAGCGAGACAAGGAAGUGAAUUCACACCUGUACAGCAGGCUCACAGUAAGAGGUAAAGUGCAAGUUAAGAGUUCAGACAUACAAGUUGGAGACCUCAUCAUAGUGGAAAAGAAUCAAAGAAUUCCAUCAGACAUGGUAUUUCUUAGGACUUCAGAAAAAGCAGGAUCAUGUUUUAUUCGAACUGAUCAGCUUGAUGGUGAGACUGACUGGAAGCUGAAGGUGGCGGUGAGCUGCACGCAGAGGCUGCCGGCCAUUGGGGACCUUUUCUCUAUCAGUGCUUACGUUUAUGCUCCAAAGCCACAACUGGAUAUUCAUAGUUUUGAAGGCACAUUUACCAGGGAAGACAGUGAUCCGCCCAUUCAUGAAAGUCUCAGCAUAGAAAAUACGUUGUGGGCGAGCACUGUUGUUGCAUCAGGUACUGUAAUAGGUGUUGUCAUUUAUACUGGAAAAGAGACUCGAAGUGUAAUGAACACGUCCAAUGCAAAAAAUAAGGUUGGUUUGUUGGACCUUGAACUCAAUCAGCUGACCAAAGCGCUAUUUUUGGCCUUAGUUGCCCUCUCGGUCGUCAUGGUGACCGUACAGGGCUUUGCGGGCCCGUGGUACCGCAACCUUCUCCGGUUCCUGCUGCUCUUCUCCUACAUCAUUCCUAUAAGUUUGCGUGUGAACUUGGAUAUGGGCAAAGCAGCGUAUGGGUGGAUGAUCAUGAAGGAUGACAACAUCCCUGGCACGGUCGUCCGGACCAGCACCAUCCCGGAGGAGCUGGGGCGCCUGGUGUAUUUGCUGACUGACAAAACAGGGACCCUCACCCAGAACGAAAUGGUAUUCAAGCGGCUGCACCUGGGCACGGUGUCCUACGGGGCAGACACGAUGGACGAGAUCCGCAGCCACGUUGCCAGCGCCCCCCCCAAGGUGCAGUCUCCAGCCAGUGGAAGCAAUACCAGUUCCACACCACCAAGGAUAGCCCAGUCUUCGGCUCCCAAACUUAGGAGAAGUGUUAGCAGUCGAGUCCACGAAGCAGUGAAGGCCAUUGCACUGUGCCACAACGUGACGCCGGUGUAUGAGUCUCGAGCCGGUGUGGCCGGGGAGGCAGAGUGUGCAGAGGUGGACCGAGAUCUCAGCGAUGAGAACCGUGCCUACCAGGCCUCCAGCCCCGACGAGGUAGCCCUGGUGCAGUGGACAGAGAGCGUCGGCCUCACCCUGGUCAACAGAGACCUCACCUCCAUGCAGCUGAGGACCCCCAGCGGCCAGAUUCUGACCUACUGUGUGCUGCAGAUGUUCCCCUUCACCUCGGAGAGCAAGCGGAUGGGCGUCAUCGUCAGGGACGAGUCGACGGCAGAAAUCACCUUCUACAUGAAAGGUGCUGACGUCGCCAUGGCCACCAUCGUCCAGUAUAACGACUGGCUGGAGGAAGAGUGUGGAAACAUGGCCCGGGAAGGUCUGCGUACCCUCGUGGUCGCAAAGAGGGCGCUGACGGAAGAGCAGUACCAGGACUUUGAGAGCCGGUACACUCAGGCCAAGCUGAGCAUCCACGAGCGGGCGCUCAAGGUCACGGCCGUGGUGGAAAGCCUGGAGCGGGAGAUGGAGCUGCUGUGCCUCACGGGGGUGGAGGACCAGCUGCAGGCCGAUGUGAGGCCCACCCUGGAGAUGCUGCGCAACGCCGGGGUCAAGGCACGCCCACAUCCGAGCCUCCGCCCUGACGUCGCCGUCCUGCAGUGUCCUGUCCUGUCCGGUCCUGUGGGGCGUCGGCUUUGUGCUAUAUGGAUGCUCACGGGCGAUAAACUCGAGACGGCCACCUGCAUCGCCAAAAGCUCACACCUGGUGUCCAGGACACAGGACGUCCACGUUUUCAGGCCAGUGACCAGCCGGGGAGAGGCCCACCUGGAGCUGAACUCGUUCCGCAGGAAGCAUGACUGUGCCCUGGUCAUCUCCGGGGACUCGCUGGAGGUCUGCCUGAAGUACUACGAGCUCGAGUUUGUGGAGCUGGCCUGCCAGUGCCCGGCCGUGGUCUGCUGCCGGUGCUCGCCCACUCAGAAGGCCCGCAUUGUGGAGCUGCUGCGGCAGCACGCCACAGGACGCACAUGCGCCAUCGCUUCUGCUGGUAGAGAAGGAAGCGAGGCCACGUCGAGGCUGAUCACGUCAUCUCACCGUGUCCCGUGCCUCCCAGGUGACGGAGGGAAUGACGUGAGCAUGAUCCAGGCGGCGGACUGCGGGGUUGGCAUCGAAGGGAAGGAGGGGAAGCAGGCAUCCCUGGCGGCUGACCUGUCCAUCACGCAGUUCAGGCACCUCGGCAGGCUGCUGAUGGUGCACGGGCGGAGCAGCUACAAGCGAUCUGCGGCGCUCGGCCAGUUCGUCAUGCACAGGGGCCUCAUCAUCUCCACGAUGCAGGCCGUGUUCUCCUCCAUCUUCUACUUCGCCUCGGUCCCUCUGUACCAGGGAUUCCUCAUGGUGGGGUAUGCGACUGUCUACACCAUGUUCCCCGUGUUCUCACUCGUGCUGGACCAAGACGUAAAGCCGGAGGUGGCACUGCUCUAUCCCGAGCUCUACAAGGACCUUGCCAAGGGGCGAUCCUUAUCCUUCAAGACCUUCCUCAUCUGGGUUUUAAUCAGUAUUUACCAAGGAGGCGUCCUCAUGUACGGGGCCCUGCUGCUCUUCGAGUCUGAGUUCGUCCACGUCGUGGCCAUCUCUUUCACGGCCCUGGUCCUCACGGAGCUGCUGAUGGUGGCUCUGACCAUCCGGACCUGGCACUGGCUCAUGGCCGUGGCUGAGCUCCUCAGCCUGGGCUGCUACGUGGCCUCACUCGCUUUUCUCAACGAGUAUUUCGACGUUGCCUUCAUCACAACCGUGACCUUCGUGUGGAAAGUGUCAGCCGUCACCGUGGUCAGCUGCCUCCCACUCUACAUCCUCAAGUACGUGAAGCGGAAGCUGUCCCCGCCCAGCUACUCCAAGCUCACCUCCUGAGGGCCAUGCACCUCCGGCCCCCCAGGGUGGUCCAGGGUCGUCCUGUGGGCAUGGGGCAUCAGGAGACGGGUGAGCACAGAGCCCCCAAGGACUGCCCGGGGGCAGGCCCGCCUCCCCUGUUCUUUCUUACCAUUUUUUCAAAACUUAAUUUCCAUAUUGAACCAGCUUGAGUUUCUACUGAAAACAAGCCCAAUUAUUUCACUGUUACCAUAACACUUUCAUCUUCUUCUGGUGUUCUGACAAUUGUAAAUUUAUUUAAUAUUCUGCAGUUUCCUAACAUUCAGACUCCUUGAUGUCACGGGUGCUCAGCUGGAAUAAAGUCUGGGUGCUGUGAA